UUUGCCAAGAUUUUCAAUGUUGUCCUUGUAGUAGGUAUAUAACAAUAAUGUUUUCAUCUGAAAGUUAGACAGAUUCUCAAUUACAAGAACUUCUCAAAUUAAACCGUUUCAUACACUCAUCAACAUAAGAACACAAUUGCCAUCCUCAUAUAUAAAUCUAAUUCAUACCGAUUCUCAAUUACAAAGACACAAUGGCGGCAUCAUCUUCCGUAAGUGCCUGUUCCGCUCAUCCCGUGCUAGAAUCGAUCAAAUCUCUAACAAUUUUUACAGGCAGACGUAUUUGCAUACAUUGUUGCAAUCUUUGUUCCUCCUCUAGCUGUCUUCCUCAAGGUUGCAUGUGGAGUCGAUUUUCUUAUCAACAUCUGCUUGACCAUCCUUGGUUGGAUUCCAGGUGUUAUCCGUAAGCACAUUGCGAUCUAAUCUAUGUAUUUUCUGAUUAACUCAUGACAUUUAGAUGCCUGGUACGUUAUUUCAAAGCAUGAUCCGGCGAGAUAUGCUCCAUAAAUGAUACCACAAGACAUGAGAUAUGAGAAACAAGACGGAUGAUAGGUGUGGGUGGUAAUUCGAGACGGUGGUACGCUAAAGCGCGAGAUUAAUGAGAGGAUAUUGGCGUUAAUGGUCGGAGGGAAUUCAUGAUAAUCUAGUCCCAGCGAGAUGAUGCUAUUCCGGGAGUUAAAUAUCAUUUCUAUACCAGAUAGGAGUUAUGCAAAUCGAUCAACUACUGCUCUUCAUAAUCUCAAACGGACACUUAUCACGCUCCCUGCCAAGGCAUUAUUGUAUCAAUACCACUCCGGCCGGAUAGAACGGAACUGUGGCCCAGUAGAUAUGUCGAGCUAAA
Molecule: messenger RNA, 838 nt
Organism: Sclerotinia trifoliorum
Lineage: Eukaryota; Fungi; Ascomycota; Leotiomycetes; Helotiales; Sclerotiniaceae
Source: the annotation of a GenBank genome assembly